Pisolithus orientalis is the source of this 2297-nucleotide messenger RNA. RefSeq lists its product as uncharacterized. Gene Ontology annotation, molecular function: DNA-binding transcription factor activity, RNA polymerase II-specific; zinc ion binding; DNA binding. The transcript has 12 exons. NCBI's taxonomy places the organism in Eukaryota, Fungi, Basidiomycota, Agaricomycetes, Boletales, Pisolithaceae. The record is from RefSeq and is a predicted model, not a curated record. The coding region runs from base 68 to 1996 and encodes 642 amino acids. Gene Ontology annotation, cellular component: nucleus. Gene Ontology annotation, biological process: DNA-templated transcription; regulation of DNA-templated transcription.
CUAUCCAUUUUUUUUCUUCGCCUCACAUCUGGAGUGGCAAAAGGCAAUUUACUCAGCGCAGAACCCAAUGCCAAAGGCAACCUCUAGCACCAGCUCAGGGGCACGUCCUGCCCUUCGCAGAAACCAGGCUUGCCGCUCUUGUCGUAAACGGAAGCUUAAAUGUGAUGCUGCUCGUCCCCAUUGCGGUACCUGUGUCAAAUACUGGCAAUCCCUCAUAAGUGUUCCUGCACCUGUCGGAUAUACACACCCUGCCGAACCUCAGUGUGUGUAUGAUCCGGUGGAUGGGUUGACUCUCUCCCCCGACACGGAUCCACUCGAGAAAAUUCGGUUGCUGGAGGAAGAAGUUUCGAAACUUAAGAUCCAAUUACAUGAGCAGAACGUUCCUGCUCGAAGUCCAGGGCCCUCGAUGUCGCGUCGGCAUAGCUAUGGUCUUUGUAGACCUGGAUCCUCCCCGACGUUAUCGGGAUCUGAUAGUCAAAUACCUGUUCCUGGAAGUAAACUUCCUGCUUACAAUCCAGGAGAUUCAUUAGGGUUGAAUCAUCUUAACUUUCGACAAGACAACCUUGGCAUAAACAUACAGUGUGCGGCUGUUACCGACGCUCAUGCAGAGUUAAUUCACACCGGUUGGAAUACUGACCUUCCCGAGCCUCGCGUCCUCGAUCAUUAUAUAGAAACGUUUUUCAGGUGUGACCCCUGUGGCCCGCGCAUACUUCACCGGCCCUCCUUCUUGGCCGCCAUACGCCUUCAUCCUCGAGAUCCAGCGUUUCCGCACUCCGCUAUCCUGCAUGCUAUUUGCGCUUGCGCCUCCCGGUGGUCGUCUAGGAGUGUAGCUAUGCAACCAGACGGGUCCGGAAAAGACGAGUUUGCGGAGUAUCAUGCAAGUAAAACUCGAAAGUACAUAGAUAGGACAAUGGCUACAGGGGAAGACAUUUUCCAAGUGGUUCAAGCAUGCAUUAUUCUUUCCUGGUACUUCUACCAAGAAGGUAGAUGGGUGGAAGCGUGGGUGUUCGCUGGUUUCCAAACACGUGUUUCCAUCCCAUUGCGCCUGAACUAUCCUGGGACCUUUUGCACGCAUGGUCACGCUCUGACAGCAGGAUACUUGCCCCCUCCGAAGGACUUUCGCGAUCUCGAAACUCGGCGGCGUACCUGGUGGAUGUCCAUAGUUUUUGACCGGAUUGUUGCCGCAGGCGGCUGGACGCACUCCAUCGAUGAGAGGGACAUUGGCACGGAGCUUCCGUUGAGAGGAGAAGAUUUCGACGCCGAGCAUCUCAUUCCAAACAACCCUCAAAAUAUGAGCACGGAAGACUUCUUUACUACGCACCUCCCGAAAUAUACCGACUCUUUUUUACUGUUCAUUAAGGCCGUUAUGAUGUUCGGCAGAGUCACAGACUACAACGUUCGUACCAAAUUGCGGACCUCAACACCCCUCAAAAAGUAUCAGGAUCCAUUUGCACUACCUGGCUUCAAAGAGUUGGACAGUCUAGUCCAUAAAGACUUUCUUGAAAAUCUGCCACACUCACACAGGUUCAAUAUCGGUGUAACCGACAUGUCAGCUAAUGGAUCAUCUGUUGAUACUGACCUCUACAUGGCUCAUGUCGUACCCUACGCGGCGAGCAUAACACUCCAUAACCCGUAUCUGGACCUAAAUGAUGUUCACCACCCUUCCACCAGCCGUUGUAUCGAAGCUGCACAGGCGAUAUCAUCAGCGUACUACAUGCUUUCCGCCACAUCUCUUGAUACGACACGAUUGCAUCCUUUCAUUACUAUAUGUUGGUAUCUCGCAGCGGCUGUCCAGGUUCAAGUUUGCAAGCAUUUUAUUGAAAUGGGUGACCGAGUCAGAGAAGCCCAAGUCUGGGGUGAAAUCAACGUACUGAGAGAGGCAAUGUUGAAUUAUGGAGCACGGUCUCCCAUCGGAAGUAGGGACCUGGCUUUAGUAGGUUCUGAUAUUACUCACAUUGUUUGCCAGCUCGGCAAGAAGGCCUCCUACGAGGCUUGAUGAAAGAAGUCGUUCAGCUGUCAAGUCAAAAUCAACCCCUUGAAGUCGGAUUACCUCUGUACCCGUUCUCCCAUUCUACUGUGUUUGCCAACCCAAACGUGCCCUACUGCGAUGGGCCCAUAGCACCUCUCCCCAAUCCAAGUGUACCGGAACACUAUGAAACGAGAUUCGAGGAAAGUACUGUUGGGGUAGAACUUGCUGGCCAACCUCCAUCACCGGCGCUCUAUGCAGGGGCUUCAAUGAUCGCAGACCAUCUGCAGGGCGAUGUUCCCCUUCAUAGUGGUGACUUCUUAACGUGGGA